Molecule: messenger RNA, 1203 nt
Organism: Cadophora gregata
Lineage: Eukaryota; Fungi; Ascomycota; Leotiomycetes; Helotiales; Ploettnerulaceae
Exons: 2
Coding region: 1-1203 (400 amino acids)
Source: RefSeq, a predicted model, not a curated record
AUGACAGACUAUUCUAUUGGCUGCGCGCCAGGCGAACCCUCCUACAUGGAACUCCUCUGCCAUAUACCUCUAACUACUAACCCCCCUGAUUGGCGAGACUUAUCCCUCAGGGAACAAGACUUAUGGCAAUUCGAAGCGUGGAUAGAAGCUCAGUAUAGAGAGGCUAUGAAGAAGCUGAAGGCUCGAGAGGAGGAGGAAGAGGCACCAGAGGAGGAGGAGAAGGCACAAGAGGAGGAGGACAAAGCUCAAGAGGAGGACGAGAAAGCUCGGGAGGAGUGGGAGAAGGUAGAGAGAAGGAGGCUUGGUAUGCCUCGAAGAAUACAGGAGAAAGUGAAUGAGAUUAAUUUUGAGACGGUCGGUGAGUGCGGUGAGAUUGAGGUAGCUGGCAGAGAGACCAGAAAGGCAAAGCUCAGGGGACUCGAGAAGCGACGCGAGCAAGACCGCCAACAAGCCCAAUCUCUGGAACCGAAAAGACCUCACCGUAAGGUACAGAAUAAUGAUACAGAAGAUGAGGUCAGGAUUGUAGGAUCAAGGAAGAGAUAUAGGUCAAAGCAGAAGGAGAUGGAAGAUGAUGAAUACGAGGAUAAUGAAGAGGUAGUGGGUAGAGUGGGCAAGAAGGCGAAACUCGAAGAAGUGCAGAAGAUAAACAAACAAAAUCUCGAAGCAUCUUAUUCUCUCCAAGGGUUGCAGCAUCAGCGCAAAGGGCAGGAUGAGAAAUCGGACGAUGACGUUCAGUAUAUAGGGACUAGGAAGAAAGACAAGUCAAAGGAGAAGGUACAGGAGGUUCAGAACGCCAAUGACACUUUUGAGGUACUUGAGGGGCAAAAACAACAACAUCCUCAACAACCAGCUAUCUUCAAUCCACACUCAGGAUCACUUCGCCAAGCUCAACCUUCUGUACCUCAACAACCUCCACGACCAGCUCUGUUCGGUACAAUACCAGUCCCUGCAACUGCUCCUCAAGCUCAAGUCUCUGCACCAGCACCCAGCUCAAUCCUCGCGCCACCUCCGGUUUCCCGUUUCGGCUGGAGCCCAAGCUACAACCAAGUCCAACGCCCAAUUCAUCCCCACACCCACACGCAAACCCGACCCCAGAUUCCUACACAGUCCUCGCACCCAUACAGCACCAUACCAGUCCGACCAUACAUCUCACCAUACGCGCCUCCCAUAGCUGCAGCACCUGUUCUCGCACCACCACCAUAA